Mugil cephalus (flathead mullet) is the source of this 5263-nucleotide messenger RNA. It is a transcript of the gene ttbk1a, whose product is annotated as tau tubulin kinase 1a. Gene Ontology annotation, molecular function: protein serine/threonine kinase activity; ATP binding. The transcript has 16 exons. The record is from RefSeq and is a predicted model, not a curated record. NCBI's taxonomy places the organism in Eukaryota, Metazoa, Chordata, Actinopteri, Mugiliformes, Mugilidae. Bases 583 to 4350 code for a protein of 1255 amino acids. Gene Ontology annotation, biological process: peptidyl-tyrosine phosphorylation; signal transduction; peptidyl-serine phosphorylation. Gene Ontology annotation, cellular component: nucleus; cytoplasm.
GGGGGUGGGGGUGGGGGGGGACUCUGGUGGAGGAGGUAACGCUGCAGUGCGGACAAACGGGCUGGAGCCGGAGAACCUGACACCACAGACCCACCCGGCUCUGGAUCUGCUUCUGUCCGGGGUUUAGCUCCUGGCUCGGGAACCAGCAGGAGGUACUGGGAGGGAGGACCCCCCAUCCCCUCGCCCCCCCACCUCCUCCCCCUCCUCCUCAGGACCAGGACCGGGACGGCAGCAGCGUUUAAUGAGCGCCUCUGGACUCUGAGGAGAAUCUAAAACCCUCUUCGGUUUCUACCGGACUCGGUGCGUCCUGAUCCUUGCAGGGAGACCGCUCCACACGGGACGACCGGUCUGAGGACGCGCCCGGUCUGGUCUGACAUCGGGGCGGAAGGGGGGCCGAUAAAGGAGAAAUAAAUAGUGGACCCUCGGCUCUGUGGAGGGACGCUGGUUUUUCUGGACCUGGACGUUUUGUGCCGAAAUAAAAUCCCAGAUGAAGAUUCCCAAAAGGCGGAAAAGGAGCGGACGGUGCGCCAGAUAAAUGGCAGUUUUAAGCAGGGAGCUGCUCGUGUUCUGUCUAGCUGGCAUAUGCAGUGCAUAGUCCCUAGCCUCCUGGACAACGCCAACAUGAAUGGGACGUCCGAGCAGGCCGACAUCCUGCCACCAAACUGCAUGGUCAAAGACCGAUGGAAAGUGCUGAAGAAGAUCGGUGGGGGGGGGUUUGGGGAGAUCUACGAGGCCUUGGACCUGCUGACCCGGGAGAACGUGGCUCUGAAGGUGGAGUCAGCACAGCAACCCAAGCAGGUGCUCAAGAUGGAGGUGGCGGUGCUGAAGAAAUUACAGGGUAAAAACCACGUCUGUAAGUUUAUUGGCUGUGGGAGAAAUGACAAAUUCAACUACGUGGUCAUGCAGCUUCAGGGCCGUAACCUGGCCGACCUGAGGAGGAGUCAGCCCAGAGGAACCUUCACCUUGAGCACCACGCUGAGGCUGGGGAAGCAGAUCCUGGAGUCCAUCGAAGCCAUCCACUCUGUGGGCUUCCUGCACCGGGACAUCAAGCCGUCCAACUUUGCGAUGGGUCGCCUCCCCUCCACCUACAGGAAGUGCUACAUGCUGGACUUUGGUCUGGCCCGACAGUACACCAACACCACGGGGGAGGUCCGACCGCCGAGGACUGUGGCCGGUUUCAGAGGGACGGUCCGCUACGCUUCAGUCAACGCUCAUAAAAACAAGGAGAUGGGUCGCCAUGACGACCUGUGGUCCUUGUUUUACAUGCUGGUGGAGUUUGCUGUAGGACAGCUGCCGUGGAGGAAGAUUAAAGAUAAGGAACAAGUGGGUCAGAUCAAGGAGCGCUACGACCACCGCAUGCUGCUCAAACACAUGCCUUCAGAGUUCAGUGUCUUCCUGGAGCAUGUCCUGGCCCUGGACUACUACACCAAACCAGAUUACCAGCUGCUGAUGUCAGUCUUUGAGAACAGCAUGAAGGAGCGAAUCAUCACGGAGAACGAGCCCUUCGACUGGGAGAAGGGAGGAAGUGAUGUCACGUUGUCAACCAGUGCCUCCACCCAACCACAGCACAACACCCGUCCCACCGCCGCCAUGGUGGGAGCCAUCGUGACUCCAGUUCCUGGAGACCUGCAGAGGGAGAACACAGAUGACGUUCUGCAGGAUGAACAUCUCAGCGAUCAGGAGAAUGCCCCCCCAGCCCCCCCCAGCCGACCCCCGGGGGACACGGGUGUCCAGCAGGCCGCCGAGCCGGGCGAGGCCUGGGAGGACACAGACUUCAACCGCAACCGACUCAGGAUCAGUCUGAACAAGGGGGCUCAAGAAGAGGAGGCGAGUCGGGGGGCGUGUCCAGUGUCUCCGGUCCGAGGCGUGGUCCCAGAGUCGCCCACGGGCCAGGGUCGGUCCUUGAGAUACCGGCGGGUCAACAGCCCCGAGUCUGACCGGCUGUCUGCUGCUGAGGGACGCGUGGACGGCUAUGGACAGAGGUCCAGGAUGGACAUGCUCGGCUCUCCGUCCCGUCACGUCUACUCGUCCCAGCCGGCUCAGAUGCUGUCAGUCGACCCCGGUUGCCGUGGAGACCGCCAGGCCAGCGGCCGCCAGGAGGUGUCGGUGGCGUCAGUCGACCAGGAGGCGCACAGCAACGCCUUCAUCCGCUCCGUCCCGCUGGCCGAGGAGGAGGACUUCGACAGCAAAGAGUGGGUGAUCAUCGACAAAGAGGCGGAGCUAAAGGACUUCCAUCCGACCACGUCAGGAACCACCGACGAGGAGCCCGAGGAACUGAGGCCCCUGGAGGAGCAGGAGGAGAGGAGGAGGCUCCGGUCUGGAGCGGGGGAGCUGGUGGUUCGUCCAAAGACUCACACCCGGGACAGCAGCCGGGCAAUGCUAACGUUAACGGAGGAGGAGGCGUCGAGGAGGAGCGGUGGGAGCCCCGUCCAGUCGCCCUGCCACUCGCUGCCGUCGGGACGCCCCCGCCGACGAGAAUCUGAGCCCACUGGACCUCAAAGACCGGUUUUGUCGCCCACGGAGCAGAGCGCCCCCUCUCCUCCCUCGCCAGACUACCGGACCAAGGCCCAGAGUGAUGAGAAGGAGCAUUUCCACAUCCUCCCUCAGCUUCAGGCCAAGAGGGCCGCCUUCCUCACCGUCAUGCUCACCGGUACCUUGCCUCAGCGCCGGAGCUUUGCCACGCCAGACCAAGAGGUCCCAGAACCCCCGGGACCAAAGGACGACGACGUCACAAAGAGUGAGUCCAACAGCGAGGCCAGUCAGAAGAGCACCGAGCGUAGCCAGGACGCGGCGCCUUCAACGCUCAUGGCCGAGGACCAGAGGGGCCAGAGGGACCACGCUUCAGCUGCAGACGCAGACCCUGAUCUGGAGGACGCGUCCAAAACCCUCGUCCUCUUCUCUCCCGGAGACACUCGCAAAUCUCCCUCCGGGGGCGACCACGGUAUAGAGGGCGAGCUGGCCACGCCCUUCGCUCUCAUUUCUCGUAACGACCGCCUCCUGGUCGGGGAUGCCGCCCAGCCCGAGUCCUCAGAGACCGGUCGUUUGUCCCCGGCACUCAGGUCAGACCUGAGGCCUUCCACCCCCAUCGCACCCGCAUCACCCCCCUUCACCAAAGUGGAGCGCACAUUCAUCCAUAUCGCAGAGACAUCUCACCUCAAUGUCAUGUCUUCCAACGGUCACUCUGCCAGAGACAGUGACCGGGAAGUGUUUGCCAUCAUGAAGGAACCAGCUGCAGAGGUCGUCCCCCAUGAGCAGGAGGCAGCUCUAGACCAGUCCAGAGAGGAGCCCAUACCAGACCCAGCACCGGCCGACAAACACCCCAUAGCUGAGAAAGUUCCAUCACCCGUCCUGGUCCAGUCUUUGGAGAUUGUCCCAGAGGCCACAUCACCAGGGCAGAGGCAUUCAGACCUGGACCCUAAUAAACCACCGACAUCCAGUGCAGGAUCCUCCUUUCUCCAAACAGCUGGGCCAGAACCACCAGCCGCUGUCAAGCCCCGGAUCAGAAGCCGAAUCCCUAUACUGAUCUCAGAAGAGGACUCAGGCUCAGAGCAGUCGUCCUCCCUCUCAGCUCGGGCUCGACUUCAGCAGCGUUCCAGACAACUGGACCUGGCCCGCCUGUUGGUCCAGAGGCAGCAGGGUCGCUGGAUGAGGAGAAGGAUGGUGUCCGGGACGUCCUCCUCGUUGUCUUCAGGGGACGACGAGCGGCGGAGGCCUUCCGAAACCCUGUCCACCACCGGUUCAGAGGAGGACACGCAUACCUCAGACGAGUCCAGGAGGAGCCCCCGGCUCAAACCGACCGAAGAGCUCGGCUCCAAGGAGUCCCGAAGCAAGAUCCCCAGGCCCGUCACCCCGGUUAAGAGACCUUCAGGGGGACUGGCUGCUCCGUCUCCGCUGUCCUUGCCAGACACUAGCGCAACCAAAGGAGCAUCGUCCUUCAUUAAUGGGACUCAGAAAAGUGGGGCUCUCGGUGCCCAACGGAAAUCCAAGCCUGUCUCAGCCAGGCCCUCCUCUUCAUGUCCCCGUCCCCCCACCGUCCCCGUCCCAUCUGGUAGCCCUCGGAUGCCCCUUCGUGUCCUGUUUGGAGCCCGGCGCAGCCUCAGCUCCACACACUGCAGAACUGACAGCCCCUCCCCUCAGAGAGCAUGCCCGUCCAGGCAGCCCCUCUCGGUUCGAGCCCCAACCGUCCCCAUGCUACCCCCCAGGACUACAGCGACCAUGCGGCGCAGCGCCUCACAGGAAGCCACCGCUCAGUCCUCCUCCACCUCCACCACCACCAGGACCAGGCCCAAACCAGCUGGUGCAGCUAAGGCCAAACCCAACGCCAGGGAGAAGGUGGUGCCGGCUAGAUAAUACAAAGAGACUCCACUCUGAGACGCCUCAAAGGAUUCACCUGAUUUCAUCUUAGACUGGGACUCCUCUCAUUCAUUUCAUCUUACUUUCUCAAAGGACACAUAACUGAAGCGUUCCCAUGGGCUUCCAGUGAUCUGUCUGCCACGGUGCUAAGGGUUUGUCUGCUGCUCCUUGGUCCAUCCCUGGUUUAACUGGUUUCUGGAGCUCAGAAUCACAGAGUCCCACAUCAGAUACUGUCACAUAACACAGGACUCCAGCUCUCCACAACUAUACUACUCUUCUAUCAACAACAGCUGCUUGGUUCACAUUGCAUGGUAAAGUAUAUCACUAAUGCGUUGAAUCUAUAGAGGGGAAAACCACAUGGACUGAACUCCUAACCUUUAAAUGAUUUGAUGAAGUUCUCCUCUUCCUAUUGGUUGGAACAAAAGAUUAAAGUGAACUGGUUUGAAGGCCCAAGCUAUGUUACCGUGAUAGGAGGUCCCUAACUAUACCCUGUACUCAUUAUGGCCUUGGAUAAAGACAAGAGUCGGAUGUGAACAUAAAAUAAUGGCUCGGCUGCUCGCCUGUUCCUCAUGGUGUGACGAUGGGCAUGCUUUAAUCAUUCUAUUUUCUGGGUGUUUUAUUUUGUUUAUGCUCUGAAUUGUAUAUAAUAGAAUCAUUUCCCAUAAAUACAUCUUUAUUUUUUAUCUUGCCAAGCAAAGUGUAAAAUGAAGUCUUUAACGUUCUGUUCCAAUGUGUUGGCUACUGAGCCUGUUUUUUACGCAUGAGAAAAACAGGGUUAACCAUGAGAGAACGUUGUACCUGCUUGGAUUCUGCUGACAGUGCAAACGUGUGCUGGUUUGUAGGAGCCCAUGUUCUGUUUGUGCAGGGUCUCUGGCACUGAGCUGUGAAGUAAAGCCUUGGUCAUGUGGAA